AUGGCUUCCCCAGCAUCCAGUUCCGGCGAAGGGCAAAAGAAGAACAUGGAGCAAAUCACCUUCCGAUUCUGCAGCGAAUGUUCAAACAUGCUGUACCCUAAAGAAGAUCCCGACACGCACCGCCUUCAGUUCGCCUGCCGCACAUGCCAAUACUCCGAAGAAGCAACCUCGUCUUGUGUCUUCCGCAACGUGCUCAACAACGCUGUGGGUGAGACAGCUGGUGUCACGCAGGAUGUUGGAUCGGAUCCAACUGUGGGUCUACCUCUCUGUUUGUUGUGUGGCGGCGUUGUGAUGUGUGAAGGUCGAGUACAAAGCACGCAAGUGGAUGAGUUGAGCAAGAAGGAAGGGGAGCAAGCUGUUGUUUCUCUUCCACGCUCGAAUAAAACUUGCCCCAAGUGCAAGACGGAGGAUGCGGUGUUCUUCCAGUCUCAACAGAGAUCUGCGGAGACAGGAAUGAAACUCUUUUAUGUUUGCUGUGGUUGUGGUCACAUCUUUUCAUGA
Lachnellula hyalina is the source of this 501-nucleotide messenger RNA. It is a transcript of the gene RPB9, whose product is annotated as DNA-directed RNA polymerase II subunit. Gene Ontology annotation, molecular function: nucleic acid binding; zinc ion binding; DNA-directed RNA polymerase activity. The record is from RefSeq and is a predicted model, not a curated record. Lineage: Eukaryota; Fungi; Ascomycota; Leotiomycetes; Helotiales; Lachnaceae. Gene Ontology annotation, cellular component: RNA polymerase II, core complex. Gene Ontology annotation, biological process: transcription-coupled nucleotide-excision repair; transcription initiation at RNA polymerase II promoter; maintenance of transcriptional fidelity during transcription elongation by RNA polymerase II. The transcript has 4 exons. The coding region runs from base 1 to 501 and encodes 166 amino acids.